AUGGGAAAGCACUGCACGGUAGUAACUUCCCUCAAACCUGUAAUUCGCAGUGUCACAGCUCCAGGAACAGAGCAGGGCACAGCACCAGGAACUGGAAAAGCAGCAAGCGAAAAAUCUGCACAUUUCAGUGUGGCAGAGGAGGAGAGAAAAAAACCAGCCCCUCAGUCCCCAUCAUCUGCUCAGAGAGGUGACUCUCCCAUCAUCCAGGAGCCCGAGGACCCCCACCAGGAUGACCUCUCUCCAAGGAGAACUAGUUUAGUGAUAGUGGAGUCAACUGAUGAGCAGACAGAGAAGCUUGGAAGUGGCUAUGAAGAGGAAUCUUUAGAAAAGGAAUUAGCGGAGGAGUUAGGUGGGCUGGAGACCAGCUCAGAUGAGGACGAGAUGGUCACUACCAGGGUCGUUCGUCGCCGGGUGAUUAUUCAGGCUGAUAGUAUGCCUGAAAUGCCACCUGAAACAGUCACAGAAGAGCAGUACACAGAUGAACAUGGCCACACAGUGGUAAAGAAGGUCACUAGAAAGAUCAUCCGGCGAUACGUUUCUCCAGAUGGCACAGAAAAAGAGGAAGUCCUAAUGCAAGGAACGCCACAACAACCUGUCACUGUUGAAGAAGGAGAUGGCUAUUCCAAAGUUGUAAAACGGGUUGUGCUGAAGAGCGACAGCGAACAGUCAGAGGUGACCCUGUCUGAACCUGCUGUUCUGCCUAGUGCCUCCAAAUUCCAGUCUGAGCCAGUGGAAGGCCGGAAGGUCAGCAAAGUCAUAAAGACCACUGUCGUGCAAGGAGAGAGAACGGAGAAACACCUGGGGGAUGCUAGCUUAGCUACUGAUCUUCCGUCAGCCAAAGAGGACUUCGAAGAGGACAACACUGAGUAAAGCCAGCACACAGAAGAGGACUGUGAUGAAGGACCGGUAUGGAAAACACGUUCGCAUAGAAGAGCUGGAAGACACCCCAGAAGCGCUACCACAGGAUGACCUCCAACAUGACCUCCAGCAGCUUCUUAGACACUUCUGCAAAGACGACUGGAAACAGGAGGCGAAGUGAGAAGCUGCCACCCCUCAACGACACCACGUAACCAUCCGUCCCGUGUGCAGCAUUCAUCUUCUCUAGGUGUAGACAUUACUACCUACAUCAUCACUGGAAGACACUGCCAUUUCUACUUGUGCAGACGCAGUGAAUUCAUUUCUUCCCCUCGCCCUGUAUUUGAUUUUGGGUUUUUGUUAUUUUUUUACCCUGUAAGCUAAUUUGUGACCAAAGAUAGCAUCCUUCGUUCGGGAUGAUUUAUCCACCAACCCUGCCGUCUUUGUGCUGUACUGGGAAUUUGUCAGCAUCGCCACUUCUUGCUGUUCCUCUGCUUCUGCACCAGCUUAACGAAAUCGCGUUUGUCAAGCCAACUUCAUCGACAGGCCUCUUCGAGUGACUGUGUACAUGCAUCGUAAAAAAGGGAGUUAACGUGUAAACUGUAUAUAGCAAGAGUAUUUGGACUUAGAAGACUGCAGAAAACACACUGCCUGUGACUGCAAUUAGCAUCAUGGAUUACAAGGUCUGUUGACACUGCUGAACAGCGAUUAAUAAAAUGACGUUAACACGGUCGACUGCAAACACAGACUGACUGAGGAGGAAGCACUGCAGAUCUGCUGCAUCCGUAAGACUUCCAGUUUAGGGAUCUAUUAUAGUUAAAGGCUCUAAGAGUCAGGCUAAAAUCCUGGAAAUUCAGCUGUUCUCGUGAAGUAAGAGCUGGCUGUGGCCAUUAAUACUUCUAAGACCUUUGGACAGCCACUGAAAGAUUUCCAGAAAAAAAA
This is a messenger RNA of Eurypyga helias (sunbittern), 1797 nucleotides long. RefSeq names its product ankyrin-2-like. The transcript has 6 exons. The record is from RefSeq and is a predicted model, not a curated record. Bases 1 to 870 code for a protein of 289 amino acids. NCBI's taxonomy places the organism in Eukaryota, Metazoa, Chordata, Aves, Eurypygiformes, Eurypygidae.